Molecule: messenger RNA, 1020 nt
Organism: Dufourea novaeangliae
Lineage: Eukaryota; Metazoa; Arthropoda; Insecta; Hymenoptera; Halictidae
Gene: CIAPIN1
Product: anamorsin homolog
Exons: 6
Coding region: 67-882 (271 amino acids)
Biological process (GO): iron-sulfur cluster assembly
Cellular component (GO): cytoplasm
Molecular function (GO): iron-sulfur cluster binding
Source: RefSeq, a predicted model, not a curated record
CGAACAGACAUUCAGUUCUCUUGUUUUUGAUUUGUUUUAAAUCGUAAUUCAUUGGCUUCCAUUAAAAUGACAUUUCUCGAGGAAAACAGUAGUGUUCUCGUAGUUCUCGAUAGUGACAUUUCAAGCAACGACGUUGCGGAUUUUGUAAAAGCAGUAAAAAAACCUCUCGGUAAUGUCGAACAAUUCACAAUUGUACCAACAAAUGAAUUGGAAACACGUAACAAUUCGUCUUCCUACGACACGAUUAUUUCCGUUUUUAAGCAUUCAUGUCCGAAUUCUAAAACAUUCUUAGAAGAUUCUCUCAAAGCAAUAAAACCAGCUGGUAUAUUAAUUAUUUAUGAAUCUUUCGAGCAGAAAAAAGAUGCGCAGUCUUUGUAUGACAAAAGAGUAUCAAAUUUAAAAUUAGCUGGUUUUAAAGUAAAAUCACCUGCAGAUUUAGAUAUUCAAUUGAAGAAUCUUUUACUUUGUGUAUACAAAGAUUUGAACAAUAUUUCUGAAAUUGUAGCUGAAAAACCCUCAUUUGAAAUUGGUUCUAGUGUAACACUUAAUUUUGGACAAGCAAGUUCGAAUGUAUGGAAAUUGGACAGUGCUGUCGAUGAAGAUUUAAUUGACGAAGAUGAUCUUUUAGAUGAAACUGAUGUAUUGAAACCUCAAGCCUCCAGUUUAAGAGUUUGCAGUACAACAGGUAAAAGAAAAGCAUGCAAGGAUUGUAGUUGUGGAUUAGCUGAGGAACUAAGUGGAAAAGUAGUGGAAGAUAAAACUGUGAAAUCUUCUUGUGGAAAUUGCUACCUUGGUGAUGCGUUUAGAUGUGCCAGUUGCCCAUAUCUUGGUAUGCCUGCAUUCAAACCUGGUGAAAAAAUAGUUCUAUCCGAGACUCAAUAAAAUGCAGAAUAGUGAUGAAUUAUUUAUAAUGCACAUUGUGUUUAAUUCCCGGAAACUCUAUUUAAUAUGAAAGAACUUUUCUACUUUACUAGAGCCAAGAAAUGAUACUACUGAACAUAUAACAAUUUAAAUAAUGUA